Molecule: messenger RNA, 1017 nt
Organism: Parnassius apollo (apollo)
Lineage: Eukaryota; Metazoa; Arthropoda; Insecta; Lepidoptera; Papilionidae
Source: the annotation of a GenBank genome assembly
AUGGAAAAGUUUUUGCAGCUCCAAAAAGAAGUACAUAUUUUGAAAAAUUACACUUUAGUGAACAAUUUUGAGGGUACAAAUCUUGUUAAGAAUAAGCGGGGCGCUGCCAAUUUGUUGGAUAAUUUUGAUUGUGAUAGCGGUCCGAUAGGAAUAAUUCAUUUAACACAAGAUUCAACGACCUCUAACAACGGCGCAAAGAUUUCGACCUUGACUAAUAACAUGGUAUGUGCUUCGGAACCUGUUCAACUUCAAAAACAGCGCUCGCCGUCUCUGUCAUGCGCUCCGGCCAAUGCAUUAACUGUCUCCGCGCCACCUCCGCAGUGUUUUUUGCCCGUGGAGGCGGCUACUGCGGUUUCCGCCUGCGCCGAAAGUGCGGUGCGGGCCUCGCAAAACAAGUUUGACUGCGAACGUGUGAUAGACGCUUCAAGCUGUAAUGUCGACAACUUACCGAAUGAGAAUAAUAAUUUAUGCGUUAGUAUGGCGGAAAUAGUACGAAGUAAUAAUAAACAUUGGAAAGACAAGGAGCAGAAUGAAGAAUGGAAAAUUGUUCAGAGAAAAAGGGUGCAGUCGCAGCUAAAUGCACGGGGUGCUGAUGUUGAGUCAUUGAUCUUCAAAAAAAAAUGGAAGAGUAUUAAGGACGCUUAUAAAAGAGACAAAGCGAAGAACAAUAACUGUUCCAGUGGAUCUGGAGCUAAGCCUAGAAGACCCUACAUAUAUUCCAAUUUGCAAACUUUUUUAGACCCGCUUUACGAAAUAAGAUCUCCAAAUCAAAAUGAUAAUGCAGCACUGGGGCAUGACAAAGACUGUGAUUUUCGAAAGCCAGAUUCACCAAAGAAGUCUAAAAAGACUCCAAAACAUGAAGAACCACAGGAAAAAUUGUAUGAAGCACUGACAGCAAAUCUCAAACAGUCUAAAGCGAAUAAUACAAUUUUAUCUGAAAAUCCCGACAUACUGUUCUUAGUUUCAUUAGCUAAAGAUUUUUCUGCCAUCAAAGAGGAAUUUAAGUUAGAGCCUUAG